GUUUCAGUGGAGCUGUGCACAGUCGAAGAAGAAACCUGUCUGCGAGACCUGCUGGAUACAGAUGACUUGGCUGCUCAGAGGAAACGGGUCGGAACAGUUAAGAGCUCGUCCGUUUUCGUUUCAACACAGACUAGACCGUCACACGGGAGCUGCAGCAGUCCUACACAUUUCUAUGCAGGCGUGAAAUGUAGCGAUCACUGACCAGUCAAAGUCCUCUUUGCAUUUGUAUUACAGGAGCGCUAAUGUAGUCCUAAACAAGAUAUUUAAAAAAAUCGUUUGAAUUAUAUCAAGAUGCAGCCUUAAGCCUUCUGAUACACAACCUUUAAACAAGUUUCUCAGUCCUACAAUUCCUGUGGAGAUGGACAGCAACACUCCCUAGUCGAAGGGACGAGAUGGGAAAAUGGGAGUUAACAAUGAACCCAGUGCAGGAAUGGGGUGAGGAGUAUGAGGGCGGCGCAGUUUAUGGGGUCACCCUGCGUCGAGAGCCUGUCCCCUCCUCCAGCCCCGCUGAGACGGGUCCGUGCUGCGCUUUCAUCCAGUACCGAACCUGCAAGGUGCGGCGCCUGAAGGCUGCUACCCUGGACAAGCUUGUGAAUCACCUCCUCGACCCUGGGUGCCAGGAGCUGGACUACAGCAGGAUCUUCCUCUCCACGUACAGAACCUUCGGUGAAACCUCAAAGCUCAUUGAGAUGCUCUUCCAGAGAGACAGUGCUGCCUCUGAUUUAGACAACAGUGAAUGCUACAGCAGCCCUCUGUUGGCCUUUGUCCAGACAUGGCUGGAUGAGUACAGUGAGGACUUCAGGGACCCUCCUCUGCACGCAGCCCUCAGGCUGCUGUUGGAUCACCUAAGGAUCAGCUCUGCCGUUCAUGACAACAUUCGCUGUCAGCCGAACUAUUGCUCGUUGGCUGGUCAAGCUGAAGCACUGCUCAAGAGGUUUCAGAAUGAAGAAGCUGGGACAAAUAUCGGUCCUGCCCCGGCUGAAGAUGAUCAUGAAGAGGAGGGUUCUGGUGAUGAAGAUUCAGGAUGUGAUAACUCUCUGGAUCAAGGUGGCAUCAUGGAUUUCUCUGCUGCAGCUAUUGCUGAACAGCUCACCCAAAUGGACUCUGCUCUGUUUGCCAAAGUGGUGCCAUACCAGUGUCUGGGCUGUGUGUGGUCGCAAAGAGACAGAAAGGAAAACAUGUCUCCCACCAUCAGAGCCACCAUUGCACAGUUCAAUGCCAUUACCAACUAUGUCAUCAUGUCCCUGCUCUGCCGGCCAACAGAUGCCACCCUCAGCCCCCCUUCCUCUCUCCAGACCCCCACUACACCAGCUCAACGGGCUCGCAUCAUAGAGAAGUGGAUCAGAGUAGCACAGGAAUGUCGUCGACUUAAGAACUUCUCCUCUCUCAAGGCCAUCCUGUCAGCUCUUCAGUCUAAUGCAGUUUACAGGCUGAGAAAGACCUGGGCUGCUGUUAGCAGGGAUAGCCUGGCCACGUUUGAUAUCCUCAUCGAGACCUUCCCUGAUGAGAACUGUGUCCUGACUAACAGAGAGCUCCUGGUGGAGGAUCGAGGCCAAGCAAGCGUGGAUAACAUUUCUCCAAAGAUAUCCAAGAGGAGUCCAGUCCCCAGACAGAUGUGUACCGCCAGUGGAGUGGUUCCUUACCUCGGCACAUAUCUGACCGUCCUCACCAUGCUGGAUACUGCUCUGCCCGACACUGUGGAGGGUGGGCUCAUAAACUACGAGAAGAGACGGAGGGAGUUUGAGGUUCUGUCACAGAUCCGUGUGCUGCAGGCGUCCUGCUCCCAGUACAAUCUGCCAAAUCACCCCAGAAUUGCUGCCUGGCUGCAGGGACACAAGCUGCUCACUGACCAGGAGAGCUAUGAACGGUCAAAGCAGCUGGAGCCUCCAGUGGACUUGUGCUCGCCUACUCCAUGGAGCCAUCGCACGCUGACAAAGAAACUCUCCUCUCUCCUGACAGUGAAUGAUGGAUCUAAAAAAGUUCCUGCUGAUCAGAUCAGCGUUUCAUCUUCUGGAUCCAGUGAGCUGGAAGAUCUCUCCUCGCCAAACUCAGCGUGUUCCAUCAGACUGCAGUCGUUUCACAACUCCUGCAACGUGUCCGAGGCUUUCUCUUCCUCCUCCUCUUCUUCUUCCUCCUCGUCCUCCUUUUCCUCCCCUUUCUCAUCCGAGGCUUCCUCACCAGACUCCCCUACUCCCUCCACCUCCUCCUCCUCUUCCUCUGACUGCCAGACGGCUCCCUGCACUCCAGCAACAUCCUGUGGCGGUGCUCGGCCGAAGCCUGCCCAGGCCUCCCACCACAAACGCUCUGUGUCCAUGACCUCCCUGCCCGUGUAUAACCGCCAGGUGGCUGACUCCUGUAUAGUCAGGGUCAGCGUGGACCUGGGGCAAAACAACGGAAAUAUGUACAAAAGUAUUCUGUUGACCAGCCAGGACAAAACUGCACAGGCGAUUCAACGGGCACUGGAGAAACAUCAUCUGGAGCACAUGAACUGGAGAGACUUCACACUGUCCCAGGUCAUCACGCAGGACAGAGAGUUGCUCAUACCAGACAAAGCAAAUGUCUUCUAUGCCAUGUCCACAACGGCAAACUUUGACUUUGUUUUGCGCCAAUUCCACAAAAGCCAGAAGAAACCGCUGAGAGCCACGUCGAGUCUCGGACGAUACACAAAGUAGAGCCUCAUGUCAACAGAUUCUGCACCUGGAACAUCUGAGUUCAUGGAACACUGCUUUAAAAACAGUCUUUUACUUUUUCUAUUUUCCAAGGAAAGUACAGUCUCCACAAUGAUCCGUCCUUUUUUUGGGCACAAACUACUAUAUGUGAUAAUGCAAAGCACUUUAAGAAGAAGAAGAAUGGAAACUAAUGAAACUUUUUUAAGAACACAUCUGGAUCAGUCAGCUUUUAUUUCCUGUUGGAAGAACUAGGUAAUAACCCUUAAAAAAGCUCGACUGAAACCUUUUUAUGUUUUGGUUAGUGCUCACAUGGAGUGAGUCGAUCAAUGCGAUUGAUUUCCUGCGGUUAGGUGUCACUUCCAUUAACUGUAAGGACAUGAGCACACAUUCCCCCGCAGAGAGCAACACGUGCCCACAGCAGUGACCUAUUUAAACAUGAGCACUGUGAAAUGCCUGGCCUUUACCCAACGCAGCUGGCAGCCACUCACAACCUGUGUGUUUAAAAAAGGGAAUGGGGGUCGGAUGCUGUGUGAAGGGCCUACAGUGAGUGAUGAACUCCCCGGGACCCCUCUGCAGGUUGUCGUCCACUCAAGACGAGAUAGCAGGGUGUGCUCGUGUGUUGCUGUGCAGAUGCCAUCAGAUGAGUGGGUGGGGACUAGAUCACCAGAGCUCACAGUGUUCCCACUGAGUUUCAGCACACAUUUGCAGUGACACUCGUCGUGUGUGACUGGCAGCCCCGACUGGAAAGAUGGCAUUCCUGAGCCCUGCGUAACCAUGGCGGCUGCAGAUACGUGAAGGGACUGUACAGGAUGUGCACUCACCAUUUUAUCUAGACGAUAGGGGUGACCUGAUUGUGCUCUAGAUGUUAAUCCAAUGACAUGCUGAGAUUGACUUUUAGAGUUGUGAUUUUUUUUCUCAUGUCUAAUAUUUAUUGUCACUGUAGAUUCACUUUGUUGAGAAUUGCACCUUUCUUUAUAUAAUUCUAACAUUGUAAUGACUCACUAUUUGGUUUUCAGUCCCCUCCCUUCACUGAUUGCAGCAUAUUUAAAAAAAAACCCCAACUCAAAGCAGUUUACUUUGAACCUGCUAAUUGUAUAUUCUGAGAUGUCUAUGGUUUCCGAUGAAUAAUGAGAACACUUAAAAUGUUAGUGAAGUUUUUUUUACUUAACUUAAAACUGUAUUUAAAUAAUAUUGCUCUGACUUGUGAAGGCUCGAUGUAACGGGUGCUUAAAGAGCUUGAUUUUGAGCCAAUAGAGGAGUUUAGAAUAUAACAUUUCAAAGACGUCAAUCGAUGCCAGGAGUCUAACGACAUGGUUGAUAAUGAUCAUAUUUUCUUACAGAUAAAUAUGAAGGGUGUAUUUGAGAAGAGAAUGACUUGCACAAUGACCUGACACACUUUGUAAAAUUGAAAGUUUUCUCCUAAAAAAAACC
This is a messenger RNA of Labrus mixtus (cuckoo wrasse), 4100 nucleotides long. RefSeq names its product ral guanine nucleotide dissociation stimulator-like 1. Gene Ontology annotation, molecular function: guanyl-nucleotide exchange factor activity. The transcript is spliced from 17 exons. Gene Ontology annotation, cellular component: plasma membrane. Gene Ontology annotation, biological process: positive regulation of GTPase activity; Ras protein signal transduction. Lineage: Eukaryota; Metazoa; Chordata; Actinopteri; Labriformes; Labridae. Bases 393 to 2672 code for a protein of 759 amino acids. The record is from RefSeq and is a predicted model, not a curated record.